This is a messenger RNA of Pseudophryne corroboree (corroboree frog), 5802 nucleotides long. RefSeq names its product glycogen synthase kinase 3 beta (gene GSK3B). Gene Ontology annotation, molecular function: ATP binding; beta-catenin binding; protein serine/threonine kinase activity. Bases 1545 to 2825 code for a protein of 426 amino acids. The transcript is spliced from 11 exons. The record is from RefSeq and is a predicted model, not a curated record. Gene Ontology annotation, cellular component: nucleus; beta-catenin destruction complex; cytosol. Lineage: Eukaryota; Metazoa; Chordata; Amphibia; Anura; Myobatrachidae. Gene Ontology annotation, biological process: protein phosphorylation; regulation of microtubule cytoskeleton organization; negative regulation of canonical Wnt signaling pathway.
CUAAUCAGCAGCGAGUAAUCCCAGCAGCCAGCCACGGUAGGAGGGGUCCGAGCAGAGCGCUCAGUGAAGCCUGACGGCUGCAGGCAUCGGUGACUUCUCGCCCAUGCCCCGCCCCCUCUCUUCCAUCCAGCCGCGUCAUUGGACGGCGGGCGCUGGCGAGCGCCGUGGGAGGAGCAAGGCGAGAUCGGGACGUCAUGAAGGAACGGGCUGCUGAGCUCCCCUCCCCUACUCAUAUUCUCCAAGCCCACCUACGCCGUCUCCGUAGCGUAGCUGCAGCUCUGUGCCUGGGCGCUACGUCACUGGGGAGAAAGGGAGGAGAGCAUUGCAGGAGAAGAAAAAAAAAAAAAAAAACCCGACAGGCAAAUGCGGUCAGUCCGCGGACGGAGGGUGACAAAGGGAGAGCGAGCGAGCUGGGAGCCGAGACCGGGCCGGGCAACGGGGGGAAGCACCGGACUCUCUGCCGCCUGACAUCGCUGAGCAGCCGUUACCCGCCGGGCGGGCACCCGGAUCACCCGCUCAUUGUCUGGGCCUGCUUCUGGGGGAAAGGGACCGCCAUGGCCGCAGUGUCUGCUCCCCCUGCUGAGUGAGAGGCCCCUGGGGCAGGACUGACCCCCCCUCCCCCCAAUAUCACUUACCCCCUCACCAUCCUGAGACCCCCCCCCCCCACAAUAUCACCAUCCUGAGAGACCCCCCCCACAAUAUCACCAUCCUCAGAGACCCCCUCAAUAUCACCAUCCUCAGAGACCCCCCCCCAAUAUCACCAUCCUGAGACCCCCCCAAUAUCACCAUCCUGAGACCCCCCCAAUAUCACCAUCCUGAGACCCCCCCAAUAUCACCAUCCUGAGUCCCCCCUCCUAAUAUCACCUACCUCCCCCCAAAUAUCACCUACCCCCCCAUCCUGAGACCCCUCACCCCAAAUAGCAUCUGCCACCCCCCAACCUGAUACACCUCCCAAAUCCUCAGCCCCCCCCACCAGUUUAAGCCCCCCUAAAAUCCCCCCCCCCACACAUGAACAAAAAAUCUGAAACACCCCAAUAUUAUCCACCCCCUGUAUGAGGUCCCCCCCAUAAUAUCACUAACCCCCAAAGAAAAUCUGAGGGAUACCUAGACAUCUUCCACCCCCCCCAUAACCUCAAUAGCACCCCCAAAUCUCACUGACACCUAACACCCCCCUCCCCUAGGUGAAGGAUUCCGCAGUCACCUACACCCCAAUCUGCCCCAGCCUCACUUAGCCGCCACGGCCUGAGGCCCCUCUCCCCGCAUUUUUCCCUGUCCGUCUCCCACAUGGACCUGUGACCCCCCCCCCCACCUGCCGCUGAGCACUGGAGCGCUGACUCGGGGGAUGCUGGAUAAGGAGUGACCUGCACAGACAUAGGGGAGGAGGGAUACAGCGGCAUUACACGAGGGGUGGAGGGACCACCACUACCUAUAACCCCCCCCCCCAUUGAAUCUUGAAGGGGUGCAAGGUUGCUCGGCCGGGGUCCCGGGCCUUGAUGAACUGUCCUCUGCCUGGCUUGUAUAAGGAAGAGUGACGGAGGUGCACCAUGUCGGGGAGGCCGCGAACCACUUCCUUUGCAGAGAGCUGCAAGCCUGUGCAACAGCCGUCAUCUUUUGGCAGCAUGAAAGUCAGCCGAGACAAAGAUGGCAGCAAAGUUACCACUGUGGUUGCCACUCCGGGCCAGGGUCCCGACCGCCAGCAAGAGGUCAGCUACACGGACACAAAGGUCAUCGGCAAUGGAUCGUUUGGUGUGGUUUAUCAGGCCAAGCUGUGCGACUCGGGGGAGCUGGUGGCCAUUAAAAAGGUUCUGCAGGACAAGAGGUUCAAGAACCGAGAGCUGCAAAUCAUGAGGAAGCUGGAUCACUGCAAUAUCGUACGACUUCGUUAUUUUUUCUACUCCAGCGGAGAGAAGAAAGACGAGGUCUACCUAAACCUGGUGCUGGACUACGUGCCGGAAACAGUGUACAGAGUUGCGAGACAUUACAGCCGGGCAAAGCAAGCUCUACCCAUGAUCUAUGUUAAGUUGUACAUGUACCAGCUGUUCCGCAGUUUAGCCUAUAUCCAUUCCUUUGGGAUCUGCCACCGGGAUAUCAAACCACAGAACCUGCUGCUGGACCCGGACACAGCCGUGCUAAAGCUCUGUGACUUUGGCAGUGCGAAGCAGCUGGUCCGCGGGGAACCCAAUGUCUCUUACAUCUGCUCUCGGUACUAUCGGGCUCCAGAGUUGAUCUUUGGGGCCACUGAUUACACUUCCAGCAUAGAUGUGUGGUCAGCGGGCUGCGUGUUGGCGGAGCUCCUCCUGGGCCAGCCCAUAUUUCCCGGCGACAGCGGCGUAGACCAGCUUGUAGAGAUCAUUAAGGUCCUGGGCACACCCACACGGGAACAAAUCAGAGAAAUGAACCCCAACUACACAGAGUUCAAGUUCCCCCAGAUAAAGGCGCACCCCUGGACUAAGGGUUAUGUCUUUUUGCAGGUUUUCCGAGCCCGGACACCGCCAGAGGCCAUUGCACUGUGCAGCCGGCUGCUGGAGUACACACCCACUGCCCGUCUCACCCCUCUGGAUGCCUGUGCCCACUCCUUCUUCGAUGAGCUGCGAGACCCCAAUCCCAAGCUUCCCAAUGGCCGUGAAUUUCCUGCACUGUUUAACUUUACCACUCAAGAACUGUCCAGCAACCCCUCCUUAUCGUCUAUUCUCAUCCCAGCCCACGCUCGAAACCAGGCCUCUGUGUCUACGCCCUUGAACGCCCCUGCCACGUCAGAUUCCAACUCGGGGGACCGCGGCCCGACCAACAACGCAGCCUCAGCAUCAGCCUCCAACUCCUCCUGAAGCAACCCCGACGCAUGCUCCUCGCACGAGCGACUCGGAAACGGGCAAAGUAGCAAGAGGGUGGGGAACGAGAGAGGGGGUAGCACACACCCUGACCCCGGACUCUUCCACAAAACACUGGCCACAUCUAUCAAGGAAUGAGAAUAUAUAUAUAUAUAUAUAUAUAUAUAUAUAUAUAUAUAUACUGUAAAGGAAAUGCCAUCCUCUGUUGAUUUUAGUGGUUCAGUUUUUUAUUAUUAUAAUUAUUAUUAUUAUUUAACCUUGUAAAAUAUCUAUAAAUACAGGUUUUUGUUUUGUUUUUUUAUUUUAUUUCUAAAUCUCACUCCGUAGGAGUUUCCUGGGCGAGAGGGGAGAGAAGCCGCGUCUCUCCUGGGCACUUCCAUCCUGCCGGUAGAGGAGCCGCCACGGCGGCGGCGCUUUGCCCUCUCAGACCCCAGCCCUGCCGUUUGCUAUGGAUUUGCGCCGUAGUCACCAGGGCCAGUGAGUGUCGGGGCUGGUCUCCCAUCAUCACGCCGGAUCGAAUCUCGGAGUGCCUUAUUGUAUGUGACCCGUAUAGGCAGGCAGUUCUGUACUCCACCACCUCAUGUAAUGCUGUCUCAGCAUUUAUGUAUAUCUGUAAAUGUCGCUUUCCUCUGUGGGGGGGGGUUACAGAAUGGUGAGGACGGUAUGGAAGGAGCACUCUGGACGCGGCGGGAGAGGGGGGGUCCGGUAUGUAAGUAAAGACGUUUGCCGGGAAACAGGCCGUUAUUUCACCCUUUGCUGGGCUGUACAAUGAGCUCUUUUUGCUGGACUAGCUUAGCCCCCCCCCCCAAAGCUAUACGUUGUAUAUUGCAUCUGCGCCAGCAUGUUACAGCCAUAUAUUGCGAUUGCUGAUGGUGUGAACCUGCCCGGCCAUUAACCCUUUCACUGCAGCCAGGGCCGCCCCGGCUUAGGGUAUUCCUUCCAUGGGACAGUGUACCUGUAUAGAGUUGUGGCAUAGGUAUAUCCGCAGCUAUCUGUGCCAAACGUGUGCACUGUUCUCACUCUCGCGCCCUAUGUUGUCUAAGCUAUUGUUCGUUCUAACCUUCCAUUGCAGCACGACGGAGCUCUUGCAUGAAGGUGGCUCUCUCCGGCCCCGCGUCUGGGGUCCUCUCUUCAGUAACCGGUAUCCCACCGUACAUUUACUAUAUAACUGUAGUACAAAGUGAUGGAAGCAUUUAGUGGUUUUAGCAGAAUUUUAUGUCCAUUCUCUUAGGUCUAGUCAGUGAGGCAUGAGGUAUGAAUUGCCUCUUUUGAAUUGAUUUUUUUUUGCAUUGUCAUGACUUAAUUCCACCCCCCAUUUGCCGGACUUUAUUACCUGCAAUCGAAUAGAGUUUGCGGCAUAAGCAAUUGGCAUUUGCACACCUGCAUUUGUCUUACCUCUGUGGCACUGCCCCUGCUAUAGGGGAUGCUCUGUAUGUUGUCAGAUAUGGUUACGGUACAUGGAUCAGUCCGAUGGCUCCAUGCACCAGCUGGUAUUUACCGCCGAACCAUCACACUGUAUCACCCCAAGCAAUGGUAAUGCAAGUAUUUCUGAGCGCACCAUCUGCACCUCCAGUGUUGUAUUGUGCAGUUGUGUGUGUUACCUGGCUGGCAGCGCGGGGUGAAGUAUUAUUGUCACACUGGCCUGUGUACCUACACCCUUCCUUUCUGCAAUUGAAAGCGCUUUGAUACCAUACUUGUAUCCUCUUCCCCAGGGCGCAGUGUGGACGGUAUUCCAGAGUAUUCUGUGGCACCGCCUGCAGAUAUGACCGGAGGUUAUCCCUCAUCUCCCUGGUUCUGUCACCAAGCACCGAAUUGUGUCGCUGUGUUGUAACGUUACACUAUUUCCCCUACACCUGCGUAUUCCUUGCCUGCUAGUACCACCCUGGUCUCUGUGGCUCCCGUGAGUCCGCAGCAAGAGCUGUCUGCGCCUAACUGUCAUGGUCGCUCUCCAUAAAUCCAACUUUCAGUACCUGGAUUUUGUUUCGUUUUUUCCCAUGUCUGCUGUGAAAGGGUUAAGUGGCCACAGGUGAGUCACCUAGGAAUCCGAUUUCACAGGUUUUCCCAAAAUAUUCUAAAAUGCAGAUAUAUUUUAGUUCGGUCACCUGCUGCGUUGUUCCGCUGUAGAAUAAACCGGUUGUACAGAAAGCAUAGACAUUUCACGAGUCUCAGUUGCUGCCCCCGAUAAAGCACAGUUGCAUGCAUUACAUGAAUUUGCAUAUUACGGAGCCGCACAGUUCUCCCGGAAGUCGCCAUCCGGCAGAGCACGGGGGGAAUUCGCAGUGAUUCAUUAGGGCCGGAAGGGGCAGGUUCCAGACAGUUUUGUCCGCUAAAAAUGUUUUCUUCUGGUCUUGUGCAAACAAAAAAAAACUGCAAUAAUGGAUUUUAUUUUGUUUUUUUAAAGUCUUACAUGACGUGGGUUGGAAAAGGGACGUGAACGGCAGUGUGCUUCAGAAUGUAGCCUACAGCUGUGAUUUUCUUCUUUAUAGAAUUAUAUAUACAUAUAUAUAUAUAUAUAUAUAAAUAUUUUAUUUUAUGUUUUUGUUUUUUAUUUUUGCUUUUGCCUGUAAUAUCGCUUCAACAUGUGUUACUGAUGGAUGACUUGGCGUAACGAACAGGAACUCUCCAUCAGAGUAUGCGAGCAAAAAAAAAAAAACCCCACACCCAGGACUGGUUACUACGAGAUACCGCAUUCACGCUCAAGAAACUAUGUGUAUAACAUGAUUACUACUUGAAUGCCUUUGUGACUGAAAAUUUGUAUUUUAUUUAGACCUGCGCUGCGUCUGAGAACCCCCGACAGCGAAGAGGUCACAUAUUUUUUAUUAUUUUAUUAUGUCUGAAAGUAUAUUGCCUAUAGCCGCCUCUCCUCCCUCCAUCCCCCUUUCCUCUUUGUAAAUACAUUUUGUUCUGUGUGACACAAUUCCGGAAACAGUUAACUGGUAUCUGUAAUUUGCAUUAAAUAAAAAAAAAAUAUGUA